Molecule: messenger RNA, 4756 nt
Organism: Nematostella vectensis (starlet sea anemone)
Lineage: Eukaryota; Metazoa; Cnidaria; Anthozoa; Actiniaria; Edwardsiidae
Product: cohesin subunit SA-1
Exons: 43
Coding region: 174-4184 (1336 amino acids)
Biological process (GO): sister chromatid cohesion
Cellular component (GO): chromatin; nucleus; cohesin complex
Molecular function (GO): chromatin binding
Source: RefSeq, a predicted model, not a curated record
CUGUCACAUGACAAGAGCCCGCGAAAACAGAACGAAGGCGCGAGUUUAUUGACUGUGUUUUCUCUUCAUCGGCUGUUUUCUCCUAAUUUUUUUCUUAUUUUUAUCACUUUUAUCGAACGCUUCACAGAGCUCUACAGUACUAUUCUGCAAUCUGUGGGAACUUUUUUGAGGCCAUGCCUGCAUUGAAAACAAAGAAGGCUGAUCAGGAUAGUGGUAGUGAAGCCUCAAGCCCAGCCGCAUCUGACUCCACUCCUGUCUCGGAAUCCCAAAAGGAAGAGUCUCGCCGUCGUAGUGGGAGGCAGUCUAAGCAAAGAAUCUUGUUCGGGCAUGGAGAAUCACCAGCUUCAACCUCCAGUUUGGCCAGGAAACCUGGAUCUACCAAGAAGCGUGUCACAGUAGAUGAGAGUGGGUCAGAGGACGAAGACAGAACUGGAAAAUCAUCAGAUUUUGAAGGUAGCAGUGAUAGGAGCGAUGAUGAAACACCAACUCCUACUCCUAAAAAGAACACACCAACGAGGGGAAGAAAAGGCACUCUUACUCCAAAAAAUAACCCAUUUGCAAAGAAACCAAAAGCUGCAAGUACAGGGAGGGCUAGAGGAAGAAAGAGAAAGUCCCAGGCAGCUGAUGAUGAAGACCAGGGAUCACUAUUUGAUAUUGUCAAGGCUGGAAAGGGGGCGUUACAGGCUGUAGUGGAUGACUGGAUAGAAAGAUAUAACAAAGACAAGGAAGAUGCUAUGGUGGACAUUAUACACUUCUUUGUUCAGUGCUGUGGAUGUAAAGGUAUUGUGACACGUUCAAUGUUGGAUGAAGAUGAAAAUGUUGAUGCUGUCAGACAACUCACAGAACAAUUUGAAGAGGAAAGUCAUGAGUACCCUCUUAUCAUGUCUGGACAGGCACACAAAAAGUUUAAGGCAAAUUUUGUGGCAUUUGUUCACACUCUGAUAGUUCAGUGCCAGCAUUCGAUCAUUUACGAUGAGUACAUGUUGGAUACACUUGUGUCUUGGCUGAUCAGGUUAUCUGAUUCACAAGUCAGGGCUUUCAGGCACACGAGCACAUUAGCAGGGAUGAAGCUGGUCUCUGCACUGAUUCAUAUCGCCAAAAAUGUGCAUGUGGAACUGGACAACACACAGCGACAACUUGAUAGUGAGAUACAGAAAUCCUCCUCCAAGAAGGCAGUCGAAAAAAUUGAAAUGCUCCAAACAAGACGACAAGAGUUGAGGCAAAACAUCAGUGACUUAGAGGAAAUGAUGAACUUUAUCUUUCAAGGAAUGUUUGUUCAUCGGUACAGGGAUUCUAGGCCUGAGAUUAGAGCCCUUUGUAUUGCAGAGAUUGGCCAGUGGAUGAAAGAAUACAGUACCCUGUUUUUGACUGACAGAUACCUGAAGUACAUUGUUUGGAACCUCCAUGACAAGGUUGGAGAGGUUCGUCUCAAGUCACUGCAAGCUCUUCAAAACUUGUAUGAUGAUGAAGAUUUGAUUCCCCACCUUGAUGCACUCUCAAGCAGAUUUAAGGAUAGAUUUGUAGCCAUGACUCUUGACAAAGAGAAUGAUGUUGCCGUGGAAGCUGUCAAGCUAACAAUUGCCCUGUAUGAUAAUGACAAACUGGAUGAAGAAGACUGCCAGCAAAUCCAGUUGUUGGUAUUCUGUACCCAUCGCCAGGUAGCCCAUGCUGCCGGCGAGUUUCUUGCCAAAAGGAUAAACGAUGCUGCUGAAGCUGACCUCAAAGCUUCCAAGUCCAAAAAGGGAAAACAUGAAAAAGUUCUAAAAGUGCUGGAAAUUAAGAGACUUUUGGACUUUUUGAUAAGCAGUGAGGUGCAUAAUCAUGCAGCCUAUUUGGUGGACAGUUUGUGGACAUCUAUGCCGAUCAUCAAGGAUUGGCGACUUAUGACAGAAAUGCUUCUUGAUCAGUCUGAUAAAGAUGCACUUGAAGAUAAAGAGGAGGAUGCGCUGAUCGAAAUAAUGGUCAGUUCCUGUCAGCAAGCUGCGGAAGGUCUUGGGCCUCCGGGGAGAGUAGUGCGCAAGUUGUUGAGCAACAAAGAGAGGAGGGCAGUGGAAACAGAGAAGAAGGAGCUAAGUGCCCACUUCAUGCAGACAAUACCUGAUUUGCUUUCAAAAUAUGGUACUGAUGAUGACAAGGUUAUUAGUCUAGUGACUGUGCCUCAGUUCUUUGAUCUGGAGGAAUAUGGGCAACGUCGACUAGGAAAGCACUUGGAUGAGUUGCUCACCCAACUUGAGGACAUUGUUGACAAACAUUCCGAUGCAAUGAUCCUUCAAGAGUGCGCUAAGACCUUCCGAACAUUGACCGAUAAUGAAUACACCCUGAGCACUACAUCGGAAGUUGCAAGAAAUAAAGUAAUCGAUCAGUUUGUGGAGAAGUUUAAGGAGAGUCUUGUCCCUGGUCUCGACGCAGGUGAAGAUGAUGAUGACAAUCAAGAUAGAUUCGCUUUGACAACUGCCCUGGAGAAGAUUUCCGCCUUCUACAGAGCACAUGACCUUGGAAAAUGGAAGUUGUACGAUGGGCUUCAUAAGAUUAUGCAAAGAGCCACAGCCGGAAAGGAAAUGCCACCAGACAGGAUCGUGAUCCUUGCCAUCCAUUCAAUGCAAACUUUGCUACAAUGGGUCUUAGUGAACUUGGAUACAGGACACCCAGACAAGACGCAACUUAAGCGCCUUAAGAAGUGGACAUACACAUUUCUUGGCCAGUGCGAAGAGCUUGUCUCGUUCAGUAACCCUGACGUACAGAGAGAGGCAUUCAUGUGCUUGUGCGAUCUGUACAUAGUCUUUGCCAAGCAGCUGUGUAAUAGAUCGGCCCUGUUUGCGCCUCUUGUGUACGAACCCAGUACUUCAUUCCAAGCGACGUGUAGGGAUUUUGUAGUCAGCCAGGUCUUCAGCGAUCUAGAUAAUGAGGAGUCAGAAGAAGACGAAGAUGACGAGACGGAUGCCAAGGCAGAGGAGAUGAGCAGAAAAAGGAACUUGCUGGCAGGGUUCUGUAAACUUAUCAUCUACAACGUGUUUGAAAUGCCCCUAGUCUCUUCAGUGUUUGCACACCUGAUUAAGGGGUUCACGAAUUUUGGAGACAUCAUCAAGCACACCAUGAGCAAGUGCCGAGAGAUCAGUAAGACAGGCUUUAUGAAAGCAGUUCUGACAACACUACAGCAGGAGUUCUUAGAAGUAAAGGACGAGCAGGAGGAUAAGGUUGAUAUGGAUUCACCAGACUUCAUGGCAAUUAAGGAAUUGGCUCACCGCUUUGCGUUGAGUCUGGGUGUGGAUAUUACCAAGGCGCAAGCAAGACAAGCGUUGAUCUUUCUACACAGAGAGGGAAUCAAAUACUCGCUGAGCAGGCCACAAGGAAAGAGACAGUCGCCCAAGAAGGCGGAAGGACCUCCUCCCAAUCUUGCAUUCCUCGAUAUCUUGGGGGAGUUUUCCUUCAGACUCAUCCAGCAAGACAAGAGCGGACGCAAUGGGAUCUUGGCAUUCCUAGAGGAUCAAGCCAAAGAGAAGCUACAAAUGACAGGCGACCCAUGGAAGCCCCUUAUCACGUACAGGAACAGUCUGGUUGGACACGAGGAAGAGGACAAUGAGCAGCAAAAGUCUGACAAGGCCAAAGCACCGCGAGGACGAGGCCGUAAGGCAGCACCUGCCGCAGUCACAGCUAAAACGACACCACCGACUUCUGCUGGCAGAGGCCGCAAGAGGCAGGCACCCGCUACGCCCGAGCAGGAAGAGGACAGCUCGGACGGCUCUGAAAAUACGCCUCUUGCAAGGCUUAAAAAGACCAAGGUACAAAGCAAAUCCCAAGAAGAGGAGUCAGACACGGGCGAGGAGAGCGGACCCGAAAGUGCACCACCCUCGCAACAAAAGCGAAAAAAGCCUGAAUCAUCACAGUCCGACGUGGACGAAGAAUUUGAGAGUGUACCGGCAUCAUCUCAGCGAUCAUGGCUUGCGAGUCAGCAAAAGGCGAGUAAACGGCCCCGUGUCAGCUACGGCAAGAAGGACAAAACAAACACAAGUAGAAUUAGUGUUGAAGAAGCUGACAUUGAAGACUACGAAAGUGAAGAAGAGACGCCCACACCAAAGGCUCCCAUCAAAGUGAGAAGAGAAAGGCGCGCGGUACCGGAAGACUUGUUUGGAGACUCGCAGGACAGUAGAGCCACGGAUGAAGACCUCGAUGCUCCAGUCUUGUGAUACUAUUGGCUGCUAUCGCCAUGGGUACGAUACAUCGGUGAGACCGAUUCGGGCAGGAUGGGGGCACAUCUAAACCAAAAUGGAAACGUGGUGGAUUCGCUGGGUACCUUUACCUUAGUGUAGUAGAAAGACUGAUUUGGUCAAGUCGGGACUCCACUAAACAACAACGGACACGACGACGGACUUUGUUGAACGUCUGAUGGAAAAAUGCCCCUACUGGGCUCAAGCAAAUUAACAGACACCGAGGAUAGCUUCAUAACCACCUAAGAACCGCAUCUCUUGUGUACAAAGCUCACGUAAGAAAGUGCUUUGGGUGGUAACACUACAUGAAAUAUUCCAUUUAUUCCAUUCGAAAAAAGCUCGCUUUUGGUGAAAUCAUAAAAGCUUUAUUGAGGAAGAUCUGUAUUUCGAUUGUUGAUAACACAUUUGACGUGGUACGUAAAAACGUAUUUUAGUUUUUAUACAUUGUUUAUACACUUGUCAUUGUACAUUAUACACUUUUAGCAUGUAUAGAUAGCCAGUGGGCUUUCAGGUGUAAAACUUUUUAUUGAAUAAAAAAAAGCUAAACAAUA